Messenger RNA from Octopus sinensis (East Asian common octopus), 5978 nucleotides. RefSeq names its product ankyrin repeat domain-containing protein 26-like. The transcript is spliced from 44 exons. The coding region runs from base 437 to 5701 and encodes 1754 amino acids. The record is from RefSeq and is a predicted model, not a curated record. Gene Ontology annotation, biological process: cell adhesion. Gene Ontology annotation, molecular function: actin filament binding. Lineage: Eukaryota; Metazoa; Mollusca; Cephalopoda; Octopoda; Octopodidae.
UUGUUGAUGUAAUGGCGACCACUGCUCUCAGGAUAAAUUUUAUUACCUAAACCAUCUUUACUGUGGGUUAUUUGGUCCCAAUGCUCAAGUUUGUUAAAAAUUUAGGGAAGUUUUCACCUUCUGCAGGAAAAUUGUCCAGAAAGAGAUCUGACAGUGUCUGUUUAGACAAUGAAAGUAUUAAUUUGUCAUCGAAUGCGCUCGCCGAUGGUAUCUAUGUUGUUCGGGACAAGGAUUUGGGAAAGUUACACAAAGCUGCUUGGUAUGGACAACUGGAAAAGGUUAAAGCUCUCGCCAGAAGAGAUCCAGUCCGCUGGAUAAAUGUCACAGAACGCCAUUGCAUUUGGCAUGUUGUCAAGGACAUGCUGCUGUUGUCCAAGAACUUUUGGCAUGGAAUGCUCGCACCAGCAUUAGUGAUAAAGAAGGUAAAACACCAUUUAUGAAGGCUGUACAAUGUGGCCAUUGUGAUGUUGUUGAAGUCCUGCUCAGUUACAAAGUGGAUGCAGAGGCUCGGGACAGCGAUGGAAACACCUGUUUGCACCUUGCCGUCCAAUACGCUCACCUGGAGAUUCUCGAUGCCAUGCUCAAUGCUCGGACAAAUGCAAAUCUUAAAAAUAUGGCUGGUAAAACACCGUUGCACUAUGCUGUGAUAGAAGACAAGAUUAAAAUUGCUAUGUCCCUUCUUCAGAACAGAGCUGAUGUAAAUAGCAUUGACAAUGAUCACAAAACAGCUUUGAUGUUAGCUUGUCAAGUGGGAAAUGAUAAUAUGGUCUCCCUUCUGUUGAGGUUUCAAGCAGCCGUCCAUGUUAAAGAUGCAAAUGGUUGGACAGCCAGUGAUCAUGCACUUAUAAAAGGCUACAAUGCUUGUGUUCAGUUGCUUGAAAGUUAUCAGAAAUCACAGAAGUUACAGUUUUCAGAAGACUCCAUUGAUUUGGAUGAGAGUCCUGCCGCUAGUAGCAGGCUGAAACAGUCGAGCCAUGGAUUAGCAAAAAGACGAGUCAGCAUGAGUCCUGCCCAUCAACCUGUUCCCAUCCCAAAACAGUCAGAAAAUAUGGAUGAUUCUGCUGAGGAAACGGGAACUCUUUCAAGCCAUUACAGUCAAACAAAGGACACCGGUUCUGACUGUUGGGGAGAUGAUACGGACAUCAGUCUUACAACUGACGACAAGAACAACAAAGGGCAAAUGCGUGUAAAUCUGGCCAAGUUGGUUCCAAAAUCAUCAGACAGUGAAGAUUUUGACAACCUGGAAAAUCCAUAUUCAACAAUUGAUAUCUCAAACAGAGGAAAUACAUUUGUUCCUGCAAAAACUUUCAAUGACAACGAAGAAUCCAUUGAAACAGGAAAUAAUGUUCCUUCCAAGGAAAACAAUCAAAUAACAGACAUUUUAAAUACAACUUCUGAAAACUUUAACACCGCCGCCAAAGAAGGAACUGCAGAACCAAUUUAUGCCACGGUCAAUAAAACCAAAAAAUUGACUGUUGAACAACAACGAGGAGAUAAGAAUGGAACUGCAUUUAUGGAUGAAUUAGGGCUGAGUGAUUCAGACGAUCUCAUCGAUGCCCCUGCGCCAUCUCCCUUCGAUCACAAACCAACUGGAAAUAGCGGUUUUGAUGGUGGAAGUGACUGGGAUAGUGUUGUUGCUGACGAUGCGUCAAAGACAGGUGAUCAACAGGAGCAGUUAUUCAACGAAGAUCUCUUUGCUGCGUUUAAUGAAAGGGUUCAGUCGAAGCCUCAACAAAAUCUCUUCCAUUCCGAUACCAACUAUUUUGGAGAGAAGGAUGAAAGCAAUGGUGAUUGUAAACAAAAUAAGGAUUUAAUCUCUCACAAACCUUUGAUUACGAAGAAUGAUUGGGAUUCUUCGUGUUUAUCGUCGCCACCGAAUUAUGAUACGAAUGAGUCGAACCACCAUAAAAAUGAGUCGAAUCAACCAAAAAGUGAAUCUAAUCAGCAUAAUUCCAAAGAUUUUUUGUGUCAAAUGUCUUUGAAUAAAGAGUCUGACAGUGGUGAUGAAGAUAGUGAUUGGGAUUCCCCUGCUAAUUCUACCAAUUUACCAAAAACAGAUGUUACUGGUGCCAGGCUUAACACCACAACAACCAAUAUGACAUCAAUAAAAGUCGAUCAAGAAGAGUAUUUACAGCGAACGUCGUCCUUGAGACGGAUGAGCUCGGCAGCAAAGAACUUGGAUAUGGCAGCAAGUAAAAUUAUUGCUUGUUCCAGCCAACCGUCUGAUUACCUUAUUGAAUCAUCAGGUUUGUACAAGAAUGCUUAUGAAGAAUUUGUUAGCAGCGUAGGACUUGUUGCUGAUAUGACUCCCGACCUAACUGCCAAGACACAAAUUAUGGAGAAACUGGACAGCAUCUCUGAUGUCUCGAGCCGUUUGCUUCUGGUUGCCAAUGCUGUCUCCACGGACCAAACUGACCACAGUGCAAAGAACAAACUCUCAGGUGCAGCAAGAUUUGUCACCGAAUGCAUUGACCAACUGAUCAAUGUUUGUUCUGGAAUUGAAACGGAGGAAGAGGUUGAAGAGAAUAAUGGAGGGGAGUCUCAGCAGGUGAAUGAGGGCUUCCUGUUUGUGAGAGAUUCUCAGUUAUCAAGAUCUAUGGGUGAACUGCGUCAGAGCUACUUAUAUGAACCCGAUUCAGACGGCAAUGUUGUCGAGGAAGAAAACAGUGUUGAACCAUUUUCAAAAGAUAAAGUUGAUGCCAACAUGAAAAAUGCUGCUGCAAGUGUUGCAAAACUCUCAGAAGAGACAUUGUUUCAAAUGCGGAAAGAAUCUUUAGAAAGUACAGCAGUGCCAUUGUCUGUUGAAAAGAAAAAAGCCUGUAUUGCGGGGGGAAGUAUAGAAACCAAAGAUAAAUGUCUUGGAGACAGUGAAGAAAUGAAACUUGUUACGACUUUGGAAGAACCUAAAUUAAAUGAGACACCAAAAGGUAUUGAGUCUACCGUGUUGGCAGCACCGUCUCUUCAACUGACUGCAGACAUUCAACAGUCCAUUCCUCAAGGAAAGAAACCCACAGAAACUGUGUUGGAGGAUUUUGCUGGUUUUGGUUUUCUGGAUAGUUCCGAUGUUUUGAAAGACGAUGAUAUGUUGUCUGUGACUUCAUUUGAGACAGAAAAUAAUCUCUCAACAGUGAAUUACGAGAAAGAUGUCUUGAUGAACCUCAACCUAAAUGACCCGACAUCUGCUGCCAAACUCCAGCAGUACAUCAACGAUUGUCGUCAAAGACUGAAAAAGGAAAAAAACCAACGAACUCUGAUUGAAAACCAAUAUCGUGUGCUGCAAGAAGACAACAAGAAUAUGCAAAAGAAACUGCAAGUUGUAUCUCAAGAGAAAGCUGCUCUGGAACAAAACAAAAUUGGUUUAGAGGCAAAGAUCAGUGACAUGAAAUAUAAAUUGGCUGAGGAAUCUGACAAAUGCAAAGACGAAGAGAUUUUAUUGGGUCAGUGUAAGAAACAGCAAGAGAAAGUGGAACAGCUUUAUAGAAAAGAGUGUGAAGAUAAGCAGGAGGUUGACCAUUGCUUGUAUCAAACUCAGCUGGAACUAAAAUGGACGAAAAAUUCAUUGCAACGUCUUGAGAGUGAAAACGAGGAAUUACAUUCACAACGGGACCAGCUGAUGCAAGGAGGGGGAGGAAAACAGAGUCAGACAUCUCACCUUUACAUAUCUCAACUGACCCAAACAUCAGAAAGUUUACCUGAUCAGAAUUUCUCUGUGGAAAUGGUUCAGCUGAAGGAAGAAAAUCAGAAACUUCGAGAAGAAAUGUCUGAGUUAAAGAUGUCAAGAAGCCAGAAGCAAUUGUCUGAGACUGUGGAACUGCAUCGAGUCAUUGAAGAAUUGCAAGAAGGAAAGAAAACUGCAGAGAUGCUGACAAAAGACAUCCAGCAUCAGAUGGAGUUGAAAGAAAAUACUUCCAGCUUAGAAAAACGGCAGAUGAAUGAUAAUCUUAAAAGACUUCAGGAAGAACGGGAUAAACGUGAGCAGGACUUGGUUCAAGUGCAAGGGGAACGGGACGGCCUGAAACAUGAUUUGGCCACUUACCAGGAGAGGCUGAAGAAUAUGGACAGGUUACAUCAACUUAAAAUCAAUGACCAAGAGAGACUGAUAAGCCAGUUAAGAAUGGAAUUGGAGAAAGAACAAUCAACAAACAGAGAACUUCAAGAUUGUUUAUCUUCAGCUAAAAAACAAAUUUCAAAAUUACAAAACAAGGAAGAAGAGAUGAAAGCUGUGUUGGCUGAGCAGAAACAUCUUCUCCAAGAAAACAAAUAUAAAAGAGACAAUUUACAGGAAGAGACCAAGGAGAAGCUUUUAUCAGCAGAACAUGCCAAGGAACGUCUUGAAAGUGAUCUGAAGACUUUGCAGUUGCAAAAGAGUGACCUGGAGAUUGAACUACGCCGGGAAAAAGACAAAGUCAAGAUAUUCCAGAGAAAUUUUGAGAAACCACAAAAUGAUGACAAGGAGUCUCUCAUCCAUGACCUUCAAAUCAAAGAUGCUCAACUCCAAGGGAAAUUAGAACACGAAAAACACAAGAGUGCCAUGAUGCAGCGACUUUUAGACGAACACUUGGCUCAUCCUAAUGCAAAUGUCAGUACAGUAAGAGAGGAAGAGAAACUUCAGGAAUCGACAGAAACAGUUGAAUCAUUAAAGAUGACAACCGAAUCAAAGCACAGAGACAUUGCACUUGAAGAAGAGAUCAAAGAGCUGAGGUUUCAACUGAAAAAAGAAAAAGAAUAUUGGAACAAACGUUUGGAGCAAGAGAGGAAAAUGAUGAAAUCACAACUAGAAAAAGAGAGACACAAAGUAAAGUUGUUGCAGGAGAAACAGAUCAAUUCUGAUGUUAAAAUCGAAGAAGAGGAAGAGAAGAACCAUCUUCUUCAGUGUGAAAUUACAGCUUUGAAAUCCAGAACGAAACCCAAAGACAAUAUGACUGGAAACCAUCUUUCAUAUUCUCUUCCGCUACAAUCUGAUAUGGUAUUUGACGAUAGAUUCAAUGCAACGGAUGAUUUUAGAUACCAGAGACAUCCUCAGCUUGACAAACAACUCCGGAUUGAAUUAAGUAAAAAACUGGAAGAGGUCAACCAUUUUCUACAACAACAACACGAACAAUAUGAAAAACUGAUGACCGAGAAAGAGAACAGAAUUUCUGCUGACAAGAACAAGUUACAGAGUGAAUUGCAUCAGAUGCGACUCAACUAUGAGAAUGCUUUAUCUACGAAAAGUCUGCAAGAGCAAGAAGCAUUACAUUUCCGAGAACUCUACUUGAAAGAAUUAAGCCGUUACCAAGGUGCUCAACCGAUCUUUUAUGGCGGAUAUGAUCCACUCUGGAGGUUUGCUUCGUUAAACUAUAGGAUCCCGGAGAAGUCUCCCCUUGAUCUCAACAGUUCCAUUCUGAAUUCUUCAUCAAAGUUUCACGCAAGAAAUGCCAGUAUGAAUUCUACCCCAAGUGAAGUGGGUCAAGUGAACCAGGAAUACAACGAUGUCUAUGGCAAACUCAAAGAAGAGAUGCAUCGAAGCAUUAAAAGACAUCUGGAAGCCCCUCCUUUUGAUGAACAACUGUCAUGUGACCCCACAUAUAUGAAAAUGUCGCCAUUGACUGUACUGCAAGGUUCUGCCGUAAAACCUUUGGGCCUGAUUGAGUUAAACAACGCCUUGUCUCAGUCGAAAGCAGACUAUUUAACCUUGAUGAAACACAAAUAUUGUUUAUGAAAUCAUGUUUUAUCCAGUCUCGUUGCUGUGGUUACCGAUUCCACAGACGUUUCACAUCACCCCUGUUAUAAUUUCACAAGGUUUCGCUUGUUUAUCACCAUUUCCUCAUUUGAAUUUCUUCAACUAAAAUCUAAGGCUAACAACAGCAAGAACAACAACAAUCAUCCUCCCAAAUGACGUUUUGUUAGAAUUAAUUCCUUGAAGUUCUACCAACGUCACACAUCGACAGAACGCUCUGUUAAUGAGAAAACAUAUAUAUAUAUAUAUGUGUAUAUAU